GGCGGCUUUCAGGGAGGCGGCCGGCCGGAGGGCGGGGCUCGGCCUCCGGGUCGCUUGGGACGACGGGCCCCUUUGCUUGGGGCGCCUGCCUGCCUGCCUGGACCACAAGCCCCAUCGUCCGCAGCGGGUGGAGUCGGCCUCGGCCCGGCCAAGCCGCUCGGGUGCCGCCACCGGCGAGGUCGGGCGCGGCGCCGCUUGGGGACUGAGCGGCCCUGAGCCUCCGCGACAGCCCCGUCCACGGACAGGGGGGCGUCUCUAGCCUCGGGGCGCCACGGCUCCCUCCCCGGGAGGAGAAGGACGGCCCUUCCUGCGGGGCUGCCUGUGCCGAAACCCCGCGGGCGGAAGCCGUUUCCCACCGGCUGAAGUUGUGCGGAGGGGCCGGCAGCUGCCGGGCGAGGCGAAGAAGGGAGGAGGGGGAGAAUUGCCCAUGGGCAGCGGCGAGUCUGGAGCCCGGGAGGUCCGCCGGCCGCCGCCUUUAGGACAGCCGCAUAACCUCGUUUGCUUUGUGGCUUAGCGCGCCACUUGAACCAGGCUGCUCCGUGUGUAAGCCAUGGUUUCCUGCUUAAUGGCUCUUCCAAGCCAAAGAAUGCAGACGAUAAAGUGUGCGGUGGUGGGAGAUGGCGCUGUGGGAAAGACCUGCCUCCUCAUCAGCUACACCACCAAUGCCUUCCCGGAGGAAUACAUCCCCACGGUGUUUGAUAACUACAGCGCUCAGAUGACGGUGGACGGGAGGAUGGUCAGCCUUAACCUCUGGGACACGGCCGGACAAGAGGAAUAUGACCGUCUGCGGACCCUCUCCUACCCGCAGACCAAUGUCUUUGUGAUUUGCUUUUCCAUCUGCAGCCCCUCCUCUUAUGCCAAUGUGCGACACAAAUGGCACCCUGAGGUCUCCCACCAUUGUCCCAAUGUGCCAAUUCUUCUGGUGGGCACCAAAAGGGACUUGCGGAAUAAUGCAGAAGCCGUGAAAAAGCUGAAGGAGCAAAGCCUGAGUCCUACCACCCCCCAGCAGGGCACUUCGCUAGCCAAACAAAUUGGGGCAGUUAAAUACUUGGAGUGUUCAGCAUUGAACCAGGAAGGGGUAAGGGAAGUAUUUGCAGAAGCCGUGCGUGCCGUUCUCUAUCCGGUAACAAAGAAGAACUCCAAGAAGUGCCUGCUGUUGUAGUCAGCAAGAUGAGGGCAGCGCAGACUGAAAGCGUGGGGUGUUUGCAGUCCAUCUCCUUAACUAAUGGCCUCUUGCACUAAUGGCUUUAAAGAGAACUUUCUUUCAGCAAGUCCUCCUGCAAUCCAGCUGCCACUUUGAGCCAACAGAAAUGAACAUAUUGGCUCUAGCCUUAAGGAUCAGCUUCCAGGUGAACUCUCCGUGUCCCUACUUUACUCUCCACCUCUUCUGUGGAGGAGCUUUAGGCUAUGGAAUGCCUUCAAAGCCAAGGGUUUCUCUGCUGAACCAGGAGAGUCCUUUGGAAGGCGACCAUCAUCUGCUUUGCUUUCACAUCAGUGUUGCUUUCUCUCCAAUCUCAUGUAGGGCAGGGCUGUGCCUUUCCAGUAGCAGUAGACUGUCAGAGUUUUCAAAAGCACCAUACAAAUUUUAAAAUCUCUCCUUUAUUGCAGGCAGGCAUGCCAACAAGCCUUGCAAACUGAGGGAGGAGCAACCCCUGGGGGAUCUUUAUGAAAUCAUAAUCAGGCUAGCUUCUUUGUGGAACACCUCUGAUAUCUGGCAGUUAUUUGGCUUUCAAGGUUUGGAAAACUGAGCUAUAUAAAAAUCUUCUGAUUCCCACUUUGCGCCCUUCCCUCUCUCCUAUCUCCUCCCCCCCGCACACACAUCAGGCCUAGGUUAACUGUACUCUGUGCUGGCUGACAUCAGGCACUCUGAUGGUUUUUCUGGACUGGCAUUUUUCCUGGCUUAAAUGCCACGAUUACCCUUCAGCCUUGCCAGUGAGUCUUGGGGUGAGAAAUUGCCUGCUAUGCAGGAUAGAGUCUUGGGUUUUUUUUCUGCCAUCAAACCUUUUAAAAGCUGUGCUGCUUCAAAGCAGCCUUUUUGUGUGUCUUCUGUUCCCCUUUCUCUCUUGCAGAUAAAACUCAAUAAUUACUUUUAAACUUUCAGGCGUGAGUACUAUUAAGCUGAUGCACUGAUUUAGUAGAAGCUGAAAUCUUUCUAGGCCAUUGGCCCCCAUAGAGAUGCAUAUGAGUAAGGUCUAACAUUGCCUGAAAUACUAACUUUGCCUUCUUUAGAAUGAAUUUUGCAAAUUUUCUUUUAGAAACACAAAUCUCUAUUAAGUAUCCUGCAAUUUGUUUCCUUUUGCAACAGUAAAAAACUCUUAUGUCCAAUCUUUAGCUGAUUAAGGAAAGCCUGAUGCUCAACAGCAUCUUUUUGGAUAAAAUGCUUUGAGCAACCUCUCCAGCAUGCUCCUUAGAAAGAAUGUUGAGAUGCAGUGCUCUGUUCCCAGCCCCUUCCAAAUAAUUGUGUUCUGCAUUCUGGCUGUGAUCCUGAUCUGCAAUAGUGACCAGGAAAUUUUGCCUGAAUGUGGAAUUGUGAUAUUGGGAACUGUCCUCUUUGCAUGGAUGCUGAUGUUACAGCGAGAUUGGUGGAGCAAAUCCUGUGUAAUUCUCAUCCUCGGCAUACAAAUCUCACUAGAGUGCUGUAACAUUGGCCAUGCUGUGGUCCCCCUUUGCCCCAGCUGAGAUUCUUGGCCGGGGUAUUUGGCCUACAUCUGACCAUCCUCAGGGUAUGUUGCGGUAACAAACUGUUUCCAACCAGGUUGUGAUGUGAACAAGAACUUGGUCUCACUGGCACUGCCAAAUGUCUCCUGAAUGCCUUCCUGAUGUUCCAUGCUUCCUCCUGCCUGAGCUUGAUGAUGUGGGACUGGACUCUCCCUGGGGAAAGAGGCUUCUCCAGGCGGAGCUGGGGUGGUUUGAGUGACGGUUGAGGUUCAAAGAGCAGACAGACUCAUCAUGUGGUACUUCAAUAUACACUGGCAACUGAUUUUAUAGUUUGAAGUACAUUUGUACGGCAACUAACAGUUAUUUUUAAAUUAUGCUGAAUGAAAUUGUAAUAAAGCAGUUUCCUGAUUC
Crotalus tigris (Tiger rattlesnake) is the source of this 3069-nucleotide messenger RNA. Its product is annotated as rho-related GTP-binding protein RhoG-like. NCBI's taxonomy places the organism in Eukaryota, Metazoa, Chordata, Lepidosauria, Squamata, Viperidae. Gene Ontology annotation, biological process: regulation of actin cytoskeleton organization; actin filament organization; establishment or maintenance of cell polarity. The transcript has 2 exons. Gene Ontology annotation, molecular function: GTP binding; protein kinase binding; GTPase activity. The coding region runs from base 551 to 1162 and encodes 203 amino acids. Gene Ontology annotation, cellular component: cell cortex; plasma membrane; cytoskeleton. The record is from RefSeq and is a predicted model, not a curated record.